Messenger RNA from Syzygium oleosum, 634 nucleotides. Its product is annotated as autophagy-related protein 8i-like. The record is from RefSeq and is a predicted model, not a curated record. The transcript has 5 exons. Bases 103 to 459 code for a protein of 118 amino acids. Gene Ontology annotation, biological process: cellular response to nitrogen starvation. NCBI's taxonomy places the organism in Eukaryota, Viridiplantae, Streptophyta, Magnoliopsida, Myrtales, Myrtaceae.
CACUUCCUCCUCUCUCUCUCUCUCUCUCUCUCUCUCUCUCUCUCUAGCUCCACUUCCAGCUCCGCCUCCGUCUCCGCCUUCGCCUUCGCCUUCGCCGCCGGCAUGGGGAUUGCCAAGACAUUCAAGGACGAGUUCUCCUUCGAUAAGCGGUUGGAGGAAUCGAAGAGCAUCGUCGUCAAGUAUCCCGACCGAGUUCCGGUGAUCAUCGAAAGAUACUCGAGGACCGAUCUGCCGGAAAUUGAUAAGAAAAAAUUUCUCGUCCCAUGCGACAUGUCCGUAGGUCAGUUCAUCCACAUUUUAAGUAGCAGGCUGCACUUGACCCCGGGGAAAGCUCUAUUUGUAUUUGUCAAGAACACCUUGCCACCAACAGCAAGUCGGCUGGACAUCAUUUAUCAGUCUUUCAAGGAUGAUGAUGGCUUCCUGUACAUGUGCUAUAGCAGUGAGAAGACCUUUGGCUAAGCUGUACAAAUGUCUCCCUGCAGGUCCCCUUCCUUUUAGUGAAUGCUGGGGAUCCCAUUAACUGGAAUAACCUGCUGAUUCUCUCAGCACUUUGACAUUGUAAAUUAUGUAAAUUUGUACAUUCUGUGAUUCAAUAAAACGAAGGUGCUGCAUAGUUCCUUUGCGCUUCGACCGA